UUUUGAUGCUAGAUUAAUGGCGGACGACCCGAUGGCGGGUUUGUAAGGCUGGCGAAAUGUAACAUCUCUGUUUGUUAAUAUAUGGCAAUCGAUCUUCAUGCUCAGCGAUAAUUUGAUGGAGAAGUGGAUGCCGUAGAACUAGGUCUACAUCAUGUCAAAGUUUGGAGCGAAGACUUAUGGCCGCAAGCAUGACUGCCGCUUGGCACCUCCUCUGGAUCAGAUUCUUCUCGACAAAGGAGACAGCAAGACCAGCUCAGCCAAAAUGUCAGUUGCAGCUGUGCACCGGUGGGGCAUGACUUCAUUCACAUCCCUUCGUAAGGCGGCUCAGUCUAAUGGCCAGCCUGAUGGGAUAAAUGAUGGACCAAUGUCAUCUGAUGCAAAGGCUCUCAACCCUUCAGUAGAUGAUGAUCCGUUCAGUUUUGACAUUGACCAUGAUGAAACGUCACGCAGCAGCAAAAGUGCGUUCUCACGUUUGCAUGGAUCGGCACAGGACCCUGCACAGACAAGCAGCCAACCGCUGCCUCCAAAGCCCAAGAAGUUCUUCAAGAGCCGCAACACCACUUGUACAUCGUCACCAUUGGCAUCUCAAACAUCAGCGCGUGCAUUGGCACAAUUUGAUAGACUGCGAACGUCAAGUUCCAACUCCGUUGCAAGCAAGUCGAAGGACAAGAAUGAACCUGUGUCUAAAGUGGGCAUAAGCUGGGGUCCUGAUGAUAAUGUGGACUUUCGGUGUGUAAAGCUGGAAAAAAGCAGUCGUGCAGCUGCACUUUCAAGGGAUCAUCCACUUGCUUCUUCCCUGACAUCUGGACCUGCAGCUGCUGCUCUUCCAACAGCUGCUUCAUUGACUGUGGCUCCUGUGGUGGCUGCUGCUUUGACUGUGGCUCCAUCAGCCUCAUUACCUUUAACCGCUGCACCUCGGAUGUCUGCUUCUCUGACAGCUGCUCCUCAGAUAGCUGCUCCACAGCCUGCUGCGCAAGGCUUACCAAUGCCUUCUACUUUUCUCACUGACGAGUCUGUAAAAGGCAGUGUCCCCUGUGACGGUAAUGACCAGAGCUCAUUCCAUGCUCCACCAGCCAUACGGACAUACACUCGCAAGAGAAACCUGGGUGCUCCAGUGGAGACACCAGGCAUGGUGAUACCUGUCAAGAGAACUGCAACAACAGUAGCUGUUAGUGAUGCCCUGGUAUCUAGUUUGGUGCUAGUGGUGCCUAGUACAAACGUCGGUGUGACCUGUGUGACAGAUGUUAGCGAGGUGGCAAGCUCUGGUGAGACAUCUUCUGGAGAGGUGGCUAGCACCAGUGAGACACUUGCUGCUAACUCAUCGCACAUCGACAUGAAAAUAGAUGAUGAACCACCAAUGACCCUGCAAGAUACUCUUGCAGUGACCUCAAACUCCCAGCUUCCCAGUUCACAGGACUCUGAGCUGCUCCAUAUGACAGCUGAUGGAACCUCCCAAGGCUCAAUCACAGAUUCGCAGGAGUCGGAACCUGCAUCACAGAACUUUGCAUCAGGUUCACAAGAGGAUGCAGAAAAACCUCUUGAACCAAAAGCGUCAUCUUCUAGAUGCAUAUUCAAAAGCAAAAAGAUAUUCCAAAGCCCGAAGAAGCCAAAAGCAGUCUACAAACUGCGACACUGGCAGACUCCAGAUACUGAGGAAGACCUUGAAUUGACAGAGGCUACACAAGAUCGAAACAAGCUUGCUGAGGAAUUUGAUGAAGCUACGUUCAGUGACAGUGCUCUAACAAGAGAAGUACAUCAACCAUCACGGCCAUGGAAAGAUGCUGUAACAUCUGUGAAGUGCCCUCGCAAGGCUCGUGAGCUCUACACAGUGGUCCGCAAUGUGAAAAAGGCCUAUCAAUGCCAUGAAUCGGGAGAAACCCAAGAAUUCAAUGACGACAUUGAUUACCUACUGGAGGGAGUGCAGCCUGGCAAUCCCAUAGGAGCUAGAUGUCUGAGUGUUGUUGGCCUGGCAUCUAAGUGCAUGGUUCCAGCAUUCCGGAUGCACCUACGAGCUCAUGGAAUUGUGUGCAAAUUCUUCAGUGCCUUAACUGAUGCCCCUUCUGAUCCAAGCCUGUCACUGUGCACAGCUACGUUGUUCUUUGUCCUGAGCCAGGACCGUCUUACUAUGGACCUGGACGCAUCCACACUCUCUCUGAUGCUGCAGCUGUUUGAGUCAGACCCUCAGCAAGGGGAGGGGGGCUUGACUACCUCCCGAAGCCCCCCCUCUGAUCUCAUUGAGAGGCAUCGUGAGAAGGUACAGCAGCUUUGUGAACAGAUGCAGCAGAAAGGCCAUGCCAAGCACCUAAACCUCAACAGAGUCAAUACUGGCACACUAGCGCUGGAGACUCUACUAAGCUUAACAUCUAGGCGAGCAGGAGAGUGGUUCAAGGAAGAGUUGCGGUUACAAGGUGGACUGACACAUAUUGUAAAUACAGUGAGUGAAUGCCUCAGUUAUUUUGGAGAAGGAAUCACAUUCAUGGAAAAUCCAACGGACUUCCAGCUGGAGAAGCUGAAGAAGAUCGACAGGUGCUCUCGUGUACUAGAAAAUGUUACAUAUAUGAACCCUGACAACCAGAGGUACCUGCUGGAUUUCAAGGGCUCUCUCAUGGUGGCAUCUUACGUCAGGCUGCUGUUGCUGUGCCAGUCAAGCCUGAUAGUACACCCAGUUCUGAAUGAGCCUGCUGCAGGAGCUGGUGGCAGCAAAGCAGGCGAAGGCCAGAUCACCUCAGUAGUCUUGCAGAGCUUGCGAGGACCUGGCGCCGUUUUUUUCUCCUGCCUGUUAUCUGUUCUGCGUGUGCUGUUGAAUAUGACACACGAGAGCCUGUUGGGCAGCAAAGUUGUUGGUAGCCAGCCAGGAUUGCUCUCUGCCAUUUUGCUCUGCAUCCUACAAGCCCCUAAAGCAGUGCCAACGGAACAGCGUUUUGAUCUUCUGGUUUUGUCACUUGGAUUACUCAUCAACCUGGUGGAGCACUGUGAGGAGAACAGGGAGCGCCUGGCUGAUACACAAACAGUGGGUUCGUUCGAGUCCGUCUGUGACCAGAUGGAGAUGCCGGCGUUCAAUGCUCUCAUGGAUCUGUUCACCGAUAAGGUUGAGGCGGCCCACCAGUCUGAGGAGCAAGCCAACGAGUUGCUGAGUACUCAGGAGAAAAAGAUGAAAGCUUCCCUGGAACCUCAAAAAGGGGAGCCACUGCCUGCCAGCCAACAAUCUGCGCCUUCUCAGGCUGAUGACCUUGAGGAGACCCUUAUGAAAGCCCUUCAGAAAGCUGGCAAGCACAUGGAACAUAGCAUAGUAUGUGCCUACAUUGCCUUGCUCCUUGGCUGUGCUGUCCAGAAUAACAAGGAGCUUGCCGAAAAAUUGCGGCAGUACACACCGGAAGGAAAGUUUGACCCAUUGGUCGAUGCACUUAAGAAAUUUCAUAAUUUUAUCAAUCUGACGGGUGUGCUCGGAAAUAGAGCCACAAAGAGCAUGCAAUGUGUCAUCAAAGUCCUUGAAGACAGCUGAUCAUCCAAGGCGAGGCACUUUGAUCCCCUUUCAAGCUUGCCUACCUUGCCUUUGGAACCCAUUCUAUCAAGGCAGCCAAGUUGGAUUCCAUGACAGCUUUCGCUCACUGGCAUAUGUGCAUGCUAAUUGUGAAAGCCAUUUUGCUGACCCCCCCCCCUUUUUUUUAUUAAUUCUGUACAUAUGUGACAUGUUUCUCCAUCAUCUUUUUCCCUUAACUUUUUCUUUCUUCAUUGGAAAGGUUUUACAUUGACAUGCUUUGUGACAUGAGGUUGAGGGAAGACUGGCUUUAUUGACAACACAUUUUAGGAAAUUUUGAGCAGGCCAUGUUAUCUUUUACUUUUUUUAAGUAGUGCAGAAUGUCUGUCCCGCAAGCAACCUGUUCUACUUUGGAGAACACUUAAUAUUGCCAAGACUUCAUGUAACCACAAGUGCAUACAUCAAAGAGCAAUGUACUGUGUUUUAUCAUUCUUUUAA
This is a messenger RNA of Dermacentor albipictus, 3976 nucleotides long. RefSeq names its product wings apart-like (gene wapl). Lineage: Eukaryota; Metazoa; Arthropoda; Arachnida; Ixodida; Ixodidae. The record is from RefSeq and is a predicted model, not a curated record.